Drosophila grimshawi is the source of this 3116-nucleotide messenger RNA. RefSeq names its product dentin sialophosphoprotein. Lineage: Eukaryota; Metazoa; Arthropoda; Insecta; Diptera; Drosophilidae. The transcript has 3 exons. Gene Ontology annotation, molecular function: protein binding. The coding region runs from base 9 to 2996 and encodes 995 amino acids. The record is from RefSeq and is a predicted model, not a curated record.
CUUCCAAAAUGGUUGAUUUCUAUUUGUUGUUGUGCUUGAGUCUGAUAAGUGGCGUCUUCAGCUAUGGCUACCAACCCGACCACUAUGCUGCCACAAAUUGUGACUACAUUCAGUGUUCGACCGAAAAACAGGAGGUCUGUGCGAAGACUCAUGGAUUGCAGCAGCUGGCGACAUUUGACAAUAGCUGCGAGGUGCAGCGCUAUAGCUGCCUAACGAGACAAUAUUGGCGCAUACUUUUCCAGGGUCCCUGCGAGUGCCCGGUUAAUUGUCCGCCCAAAUGGAGUCCCGUCUGUGGAGCAAGUGGAUAUACACAGAGAACUUUUCAAAACCUCUGUGAACUGCUGCAGUUGAAAUGCUUUUCGGGGGAACCUUGGAGAUUGCAACGCAAUCGACCAUGUGUAGAGGAUGAAGAUUAUGGAUAUGCCGGUUAUACCAUUGGUAACGGACCGUAUCCAGCUUAUAGACCUUAUGGUUACGAGCCACAAGCUUAUAGCGGAACAUACAAUCCCCCACCGAACCCCUAUGCAGUAUCGCAGUUGCAAUCGUAUCGUAUAUCGAUCUCAAGGGACGCUUUGCCCACCGAGUCGAGCGAUGCAUAUGCAACAAAAACAAACUCCAAACCAAAUGGAACAUCAACGGAAAAUAAAUCGACAUAUACUAAAUCGCCUUCCCCAGUUGAAACGUCACAAACAAAUUCUAAUUCUUACUCGGAUUCCAAUGCGUAUUCAACACAAGUUCGAUCUGAAUCUGAACCAGAUCCUCAAAGUGGUAAGGAAUCAGCAAAGAGUUCAGCACAAUUUGUAGUUGGAAUAGUGGAGGACAAUAUAUCUACAACUGAAUCGUCACCUACGAAUUCUGAUCCGGAUUCCACAACAGAAGGUUCUGGGAGCUCGGACUCGGAUUCCAUUUUGGAUUCAACAACAGCUCCAUCUGAAUCCACAACAGAAUCGAACGUAGAAAGCUCAAGUGAAGCUCCAACUGAAAGUCAGACACCACAGGACGCUGGAAGUAGUGAAACUCCCUCGGAUACAUCGGAAAGUUCAUCAGAAAGCUCUCCAAUAGUUUCUGAUUCCACAACAGAAGGUUCUGGGAGCUCGGACUCGGAUUCCAUUUUGGAUUCAACAACAGCUCCAUCUGAAUCCACAACAGAAUCGAACGUAGAAAGUUCAAGUGAAGCUUCAACUGCAAGUCAGACACCAGAGAUCGCUGGAAGGAGUUUAGCUCGCUCGGAUACAUCGGAAAGUUCAUCUGAAAACUCUCCAAUAGUUUCUGAUUCCACAACAGAAGGUUCUGGGAGUUCAGACUCGGAUUCCACUUCGGAUUCGACAGCAGUUCAAUCCGAAUCCUCAACAGAACCGCAGGUAGAAAGUUCAAGUGAAGCUGUAACUGAAAGUCAGACACCACAGGACGCUGAAAGUAGUGAAUCUCCCUCGGAUACAUCGGAAAUUUCAUCAGAAAGCUCUCCAAUAGUUUCCGAUUCCACAACAGAAGGUUCUGGGAGCUCGGACUCGGAUCCCACUUCGGAUUCAACAAUAGCUCCAUCUGAAUCCACUGUAGAAAGCUCAAGUGAAGCUUCAACUGAAAGUCAGACAUCAGAGGACACUGAAAGUAGUGAAACUCCCUCGGAUACAUCGGAAAGUUCAUCUGAAAACUCUCCAAUAGUUUCUGAUUCCACAACAGAAGGUUCUGGGAGCUCGGACUCGGAUCCCACUUCGGAUUCAACAGUAGCUCCAUCGGAAUCCACAGUAGAAAGCUCAAGUGAAGCUGUAACUGAAAGUCAGACAUCAGAGGACACUGAAAGUAGUGAAUCUCCCUCGGAUACAUCGGAAAGUUCAUCUGAAAACUCUCCAAUAGUUUCUGAUUCCACAACAGAAGGUUCUGGGAGCUCAGACUCGGAUUCCACUUCGGAUUCAACAGUAGCUCCAUCGGAAUCCACAGUAGAAAGUUCAAGUGAAGCUUCAACUGAAAGUCAGACACCACAGGACGCUGAAAGUAGUGAAACUCCCUCGGAUACAUCGGAAGUUUCAUCAGAAAGCUCUCCAAUAGUUUCCGAUUCCACAACAGAAGGUUCUGGGAGCUCGGACUCGGAUCCCGCUUCGGAUUCAACAAUAGCUCCAUCGGAAUCCACAGUAGAAAGUUCAAGUGAAGCUUCAACUGAAAGUCAGACACCACAGGACGCUGAAAGUAGUGAAACUCCCUCGGAUACAUCGGAAAGUUCAUCUGAAAACUCUCCAAUAGUUUCCGAUUCCACAACAGAAGGUUCUGGGAGCUCGGACUCGGAUCCCACUUCGGAUUCAACAAUAGCUCCAUCGGAAUCCACAGUAGAAAGCUCAAGUGAAGCUCCAACUGAAAGUCAGACAUCAGAGGACGCUGAAAGUAGUGCAACUCCCUCGGAUACAUCGGACACUUCAUCAGAAAGCUCUCCAAUAGUUUCUGAUUCCACAACGGAACGUUCUGAGAGCUCGGACUCGGAUUCCACUUCUGAUUCAACAACAGCUCCAUCUGAAUCCACAACAGAAUCGAACGUAGAAAGCUCAAGUGAAGCUCCAACUGUAAGUCAGGCACCAGAGAGCGCUGGAAGGAGUUUAGCUCGCUCGGAUACAUCGGAAUCUCCAUCAGACAGCUCUGCAAUGGUUUAUGAUUCCACAACAAAAGCUUACGGUAAUUCUGAUUACGCUACAAAGGCUUCCGCGUCGAAAUCACGUCAAUCUAACUAUACAUCAGAGUAUGGUCAAAAGAGUCAGGACACAGUUCCAAAAAGUUACGCUCCAGCACUUAAGUCAUUGAAAGUCAGUUCCGUGAACGACGAGCUAGAUCAGGAAUCACCUAGUGAAGAAGAUACAAAGGAAAGCCAAGUGAUCGUUGAAGUGACCAAUGAGGAUAAGGGUCAAAAAAUCAAAGUCACUAAUCAAAAUACGAAACAAGGUCCUUCAUUUGUAUUUGUAUUCGUGGGUCCAAAUAGUUCAAAUCAAAAAGUCGAGACGCAACAGAACUGAAAUAACUACAAACAAUAACUAAAGACACUUAAAAAAUUAUUAUAUGUCAUGCGGAACUAAAAACAGCCACAGCCAUUUAACACCAAUAAGACUAAAUGUUAAGAUGUAAGUUUGGAUAAA